AUGGAGAACGGCACCAGGAUCUGCGAAGAAGAGCGCCCACCUGAGGUCCAGGAGACGACAGUCACCGAAGGGGCUGCCAAGAUCGCCUUCCCCAGUGCUAAUGAAGUCUUCUACAAUCCUGUGCAGGAGUUUAACCGGGAUCUAACAUGUGCUGUAAUCACCGAGUUUGCACGCAUUCAGCUUCAGACCAAAGGAAUCCAGAUCAAGGUGCCAGGAGAGAAAGAUGUGCAAAAGGUGGUUGUGGACUUGUCAGAACAAGAGGAGGACAAGACUGAAUCAAAAGAGAGCGAAAACCUGGCCUCAGGAGGCCAGCCCCGGACAGCAGUCGUGAGAGAGAUCUGUGAGGAGGGUCUGUGGGUGCUGGAGGGCCUGGCAGCCUCUGGCCUGCGUUCCAUACGUUUCGCCCAAGAGGUUCCUGGACUUCGAUCUGUAGUUGCAAACGAUGCCUCCGCCCGGGCUGUGGACCUCAUACGCCGCAAUGUGCAGCUCAACGAAGUGGCCCACCUGGUACAGCCCAGCCAAGCGGAUGCCCGGAUACUGAUGUACCAGCACCAGAGGGUACCAGAACGCUUUGAUGUCAUCGACCUGGACCCGUAUGGUAGCCCUGCUCCCUUCCUGGAUGCAGCGGUCCAGGCUGUCAGCGAAGGAGGGCUGUUGUGUGUGACCUGCACAGACAUGGCGGUGCUGGCUGGAAACAGUGGGGAGACCUGCUACAGCAAGUACGGGUCCAUGGCCCUCAAGAGUCGUGCUUGCCACGAGAUGGCUCUGAGGAUUGUCCUGCACAGCCUUGACCUCCGGGCCAACUGCUAUCAGCGCUUCAUCGUGCCACUGCUCAGCAUUAGUGUGGACUUCUACGUGCGAGUCUUUGUCCGGGUCUUCACAGGGCAGGCUAAGGUCAAGGCUUCAGCUAGCAAGCAGGCACUGGUGUUCCAGUGUGUGGGCUGUGGGGCCUUCCACCUCCAGCGCCUUGGCAGAGCAUCAGGAGCAUCCGGGAGCCGAGUCAAGUUCUCUGCAGCCUGUGGUCCCCCUGUGGCUCCUGAGUGUGAGCACUGUGGACAGAGACACCAGCUCGGUGGCCCUAUAUGGGCAGAGCCCAUCCAUGAUCUGGACUUCAUAGGCCAUGUCCUGGAGGCUGUGAGCACCAACCCUGGCCGCUUCCAUACCUCUGAGCGGAUCCGUGGGGUCCUAAGUGUCGUCAGCGAGGAGCUCCCGGAUGUGCCCCUCUACUACACGUUGGACCAACUGAGUAGUACCAUCCACUGCAACACACCCAGCCUCCUCCAGCUGCGGUCGGCCCUCCUCCAUGCUGGCUUCAGGGUCUCCCUCUCCCACGCCUGUAAGAACGCUGUGAAGACUGACGCCUCCACCUCGGCUCUCUGGGAUAUCAUGCGUUGCUGGGAAAAGGAGUGUCCAGUAAAACGGGAGCGGCUGUCAGAGACCAGCCCAGCAUUCCGCAUUCUCAGUCUGGAGCCCAGACUGCAGGCCAACUUCACCAUCCGAGAAGAUGCCAAUCCCAGCUCCCGUCAGCGAGGACUCAAGCGCUUCCAGGCCAACCCUGAGGCCAACUGGGGUCCCAGGCCCCGUGCUCGGCCAGGGUAA
Molecule: messenger RNA, 1599 nt
Organism: Chrysochloris asiatica (Cape golden mole)
Lineage: Eukaryota; Metazoa; Chordata; Mammalia; Afrosoricida; Chrysochloridae
Gene: TRMT1
Product: tRNA methyltransferase 1 homolog (S. cerevisiae)
Exons: 14
Coding region: 1-1599 (532 amino acids)
Biological process (GO): tRNA N2-guanine methylation
Cellular component (GO): nucleus
Molecular function (GO): RNA binding
Source: RefSeq, a predicted model, not a curated record